Molecule: messenger RNA, 862 nt
Organism: Peromyscus leucopus (white-footed mouse)
Lineage: Eukaryota; Metazoa; Chordata; Mammalia; Rodentia; Cricetidae
Product: high mobility group protein B1-like
Exons: 2
Coding region: 1-780 (259 amino acids)
Biological process (GO): regulation of transcription by RNA polymerase II
Cellular component (GO): nucleus
Molecular function (GO): DNA binding, bending
Source: RefSeq, a predicted model, not a curated record
AUGGGAGGCUGCGUCUGGCUCCCGCUCUCACAGCCAUUGCAGUACAUUGAGCUCCAUAGAGACAGCGCCGGGGCCAGCGCGAGCCGGACGGGCAACUGGGCGACUCUGUGCCUCACGGAGGAAAAUCAACUAAACACGGGCAAAGGAGAUCCUAAGAAGCCGAGAGGCAAAAUGUCCUCAUAUGCAUUCUUUGUGCAAACUUGCCGGGAGGAACACAAGAAGAAGCACCCGGAUGCUUCUGUCAACUUCUCAGAGUUCUCGAAGAAGUGCUCAGAAAGGUGGAAGACCAUGUCUGCUAAAGAAAAGGGGAAAUUUGAAGACAUGGCAAAGGCUGACAAGGGUCGUUAUGAGAGAGAAAUGAAAACCUACAUCCGCCCCAAAGGGGAGACCAAAAAGAAGUUCAAGGACCCCAAUGCACCCAAGAGGCCUCCUUCGGCCUUCUUCUUGUUCUGUUCUGAGUAUUGCCCCAAAAUCAAAGGAGAGCACCCCGGCUUGUCCAUCGGGGAUGUGGCGAAGAAGCUGGGGGAGAUGUGGAACGACACCUCUGCGGACGACAAGCAGCCCUACGAGAAGGCUGCCAAGCUGAAGGAGAAGUACGAGAAGGAUAUUGCUGCCUACAGAGCUAAAGGAAAACCCGAUGCGGCGAAGAAGGGGGUCGUCAAGGCUGAAAAGAGCAAGAAAAAGAAGGAAGAAGAAGAUGAGGAGGAGGAUGAAGAGGAUGAGGAAGAGGAGGAAGAAGAGGAAGACGAAGAUGAAGAAGAAGAUGAUGAUGAUGAAUAAGUUGGUUCUAGCGCAGUUUUUUUUUCUUGUCUAUAAAGCAUCUAACCCCCCUGUACACAACUCACUCCUUUUAAAGAAAAAA